Messenger RNA from Urocitellus parryii (Arctic ground squirrel), 1320 nucleotides. RefSeq names its product ankyrin repeat domain 39 (gene Ankrd39). NCBI's taxonomy places the organism in Eukaryota, Metazoa, Chordata, Mammalia, Rodentia, Sciuridae. The record is from RefSeq and is a predicted model, not a curated record. Gene Ontology annotation, molecular function: protein binding.
UGGGAUGGCGGCACCGCGGCCCUUCGCGGACUCACACUGCUGCUCACGUCCGGUGGCGGUGCCCGGCGUGCAGCAGACGCUGGAGGAGAUGGACUUCGAGAGGGGAAUCUGGUCGGCAGCCCUGAAUGGAGACCUGAACCGAGUGAAGCACUUCAUCCAGAAGUCCACAGACCCCAGCCAGCCCGACUCUGCUGGCUACACUGCCCUGCACUACGCCAGCCGCAAUGGGCACUAUGCUGUCUGUCAGUUCCUGCUGGAGAGCGGGGCCAAGUGCGAUGCCCAGACGCACGGGGGCGCCACUGCACUGCACCGGGCCAGCUACUGUGGGCACACUGAGGUUGCCCGGCUGCUGCUCGCACACGGGUCCAACCCCCAGCUGGUGGACGACGAUGGCAUGACCAGUCUUCACAAGGCAGCCGAGAAGGGGCACGUGGACAUUUGCUGCCUGCUGCUGCAGCACAGCCCCGCUCUGAAGGCUGUGCGYGACCGGAAGGCACGGCUGGCCUGCGACCUGCUGCCCUGCAACAGCGACCUGCGUGGCCUGCUGGCCAGCUGAGGCCCCCCUGCAUCAGGCCGCCCUUGGAGGGACACUGACAGCUGUCCAGGCCCCUGCCUUGCCCAGCACCCAGCUGCAGGCAGGAAGCUGUGGCUGAGACCCCGAGAGCCCGCGUGGCAGGGGGAAGUGUGGCUAGAAGUGUGGACGCCUGGACAGAGGAGCAUAUUCUACGUUGCUGUCACAUGAACGGCCACUCAUCUGGAAACAAAUAAACUCGUGUCCUUACCUCAUUCAAGCUGAAUUCCAAGAAUGAAAGACCUUGAUAUAAAAACAGAACUAGCUGGGGCUUGCUCACCUGUGACCUCAGCAACGUGGGCGCUGGGACAGGACAACUUGGAGGCCAGCCUCAGCAACUUGGUAAGACCCUGUCUCAAAAAUGAAACCCCCCAAACCAGGUGAAUACUAGAGGAAAACCUGACGAGGUGAUGGAGCCACUGAGGAUCUUGGCCCAGCCACGUUACCUGUGUGGCUCCAGUUUCCAGGGCUGUGAGGUGAGGAUCAGAGGAGAGCGUACUCAGGGUGGCUCUGGGGACUGAGCAGGUGAAUCUGGGGGACGCAUCUGAGGAUCUGGCACACUGCCCACAACUUACAAGAGUGCCCAGUUCCAAAGCUUUGUCCACACUGGCUUUUAUAAAACAAUUUCACUGACCCUGGUAAUCCAGGGAGUAGGAAGUCUCCUUGGUUCUGUUUUGUUUUGCGUUGCUAAUUACUGGCGAGACUUGCACACCUGUCUCUGAACUGCCUGCCUGUGCCCAUUAAAAAUU